GUUCCGCCAUUUUGUAAGGGUAUAAGAAAAGUCAGCCAGGCAACAGACUUGUUGGUCUAACUUGUGUAGCUAGUUCCGUGUUGUGCAAUGGACGGCCGUCUAGAGACUGAUUUGUAUCCUAUGGGAUCUACUUACGUCACUGAACUAGACAGUGUCCACGAUAUUACAGUUGGUACAAAGAGAGGAUCAGACGAGCUUUUCUCCUGCGUUGCCAACGGACCCUAUAUAAUGACCAGCGCAGCAGCCAAUGGCAACGACAGCAAGAAGUUCAAAGGUGACAUAAGGAGCCCGGGCAUCCCGUCGCGCGUCAUCCACGUGCGCAAGCUCCCCAACGACAUCAACGAGGCAGAGGUCAUCUCCCUGGGCCUGCCCUUUGGUAAAGUCACCAACCUGCUCAUGCUCAAAGGAAAGAACCAGGCCUUCAUAGAGAUGAACACAGAGGACGCGGCUCAGACCAUGGUCAGCUACUACUCCUCGGUGACGCCAGUCAUCCGCAACCACCCUAUCUUCAUGCAGUACUCCAACCACAAGGAGCUCAAGACGGACAACUCCCCCAACCAAGUGAGAGCCCAGGCGGCACUGCAGGCAGUGAACGCGGUGCAGGCAGGGGGCAUGCCCAUGGCAGGGGGCAUGCCCAUGGCAGGGGGCAUGCCCAUGGCAGGGGGCAUGCCCAUGGCAGGGGUGGAUGCCUCGGGUGGCAUGGGCGGGCACAGCCCCGUGCUGCGCAUUAUAGUAGAGAACCUCUUCUACCCCGUCACCCUGGACGUGCUGCAUCAGAUCUUCUCCAAGCUCGGCACGGUGCUGAAAAUCAUCACCUUUACCAAAAACAACCAGUUCCAGGCCCUGCUGCAGUACUCUGACGGUCUGACCGCUCAGCACGCUAAACUGUCUUUAGACGGGCAGAACAUCUACAACGCCUGCUGCACCCUCCGCAUCAACUUCUCCAAGCUGACCAGCCUGAACGUGAAGUACAACAACGACAAAAGCCGCGACUACACGCGGCCUGACCUGCCCACGGGAGACAGCCAGCCCUCCAUCGACCACCAGGCCAUGGCUGCAGCCUUCGGUGAGUACUAUGGUGCUCCCGGGAUCAUCUCGGCCAACCCGUACGCAGGAGCUCAUGCCUUCCCCCAAGCCUUCGCCAUUCAGCAAGCUGCAGGCCUGACGAUGCAUGGUGUUCCCGGAGGCCUGGCCCAACUGACCAUGCCCGUGGCUGCAGCCGCGGCGGCUGCAGGCAGAAUGGGUUUCCACCAACUGUCCGGUGGCCACUGUGUCAUGCUGGUCAGCAACCUCAACCCAGAGAGAGUUACGCCCCAAUGCCUCUUUAUUCUUUUCGGUGUAUAUGGCGACGUGAUGAGAGUGAAAAUCCUGUUCAACAAGAAGGAGAACGCUCUGAUCCAGAUGUCUGAUGGGACUCAGGCGCAGCUAGCAAUGAGCCACCUGAAUGGCCAGAGGCUCCAUGGGAAAGCGCUGCGUGUCACCCUGUCCAAACACACCAAUGUCCAGCUGCCCCGCGAGGGCCACGAGGACCAGGGCCUGACAAAGGACUACAGCAACUCCCCCCUGCACCGCUUUAAGAAGCCCGGCUCUAAGAACUACUCCAACAUAUUCCCUCCCUCAGCCACCCUGCACCUCUCAAACAUCCCUCCCUCUGUGGUUGAGGAUGACCUCAAGAUGCUGUUUGCGAGCUCCGGUGCAAUGGUCAAGGCCUUCAAGUUCUUCCAGAAAGACCGCAAGAUGGCCUUGGUCCAGAUGAGCUCAGUCGAGGAGGCCAUAGAAUCCCUCAUCGAGUUCCACAAUCACGACCUGGGUGAGAACCACCACCUGAGGGUCUCCUUCUCCAAAUCUACCAUCUGAGGGGGGCAGCCCAAAACGCUACUGCUAAUGGGCCGCCCCAUCCCUUCACGACCUCUACUAUGUCAAGUUGUGGGAAAGCGACUCUUCAGUCGUAAAGUAGCAUCCACCACAGAAAUCACUUCCAUCAUUCCUAGUAUAUUAUAUUUAUAUUCCAUUAUCUAUAUAAAUCGACAUAUAAACCAUAUGGAAAAGAAAAGUGCACACCUGAUUUUACAGGGUAAUUUUUUUUUUAUAUAUUUCUUGCCUUUUUUGAGAGGUAAAUGAAUUCCUUGCUCUCUCUUUGCACCGACAGAAGUAGUUUACACUUGCCUGUCUAAGAGUCUGACUUAAGACUCGCGUAGCCUAAACUUCAGUCAGAAAAUUAUAUUUGCCCUUGGGGUCCAGCACCACUAGGUUCUGAGGUACUUUUGUGAUGCCUCAUGUCCUCUCUGCCUUCAGAUGUUUUCUGUGCCUUACUCCAGAAGUCUUAUGUCCUUCAAUUUGAUACUUUGGCAUUUUACAAGCAAAUUUUGUUUUGGCUAUCUUCCCCUCUCCAAUCCUUGUUUGUGAAGACCAGGUUUACAGCUGAUAUGGGUUUACUGUUUGUAUAAAAUGUAUUACAAGGUGGUUCAUUUCUUUUUAUGAAGGUAUUCUAUUUAGUCUUAUUUUAAAAUGCCCUCUUAUUUUAAAAGUAAGAUGAGCUAGUUAGUUGGGAAGAUUAAAUCCACAACUCAUCUAGCUUUUUUAUUUUUUAAAUAUAUAAACCCCUUGUAUCAGGGUUUGAUUCCUAGUCUUGUUUACUGUAUGUCUAGAUGUAGGUUGUUUGCAUUUUAUGAAAUUUAUGCAAUAAGUUUUGUACAAAUCCAGUAUUGUACUUUGUUAUUCCUAUAUACUGUUGGUUGUAGCUGAUAGGUAUUGGUCAGUGGUUGCCUUAACCACUGUGCCUUUGCAAAAUGUCUAUUGCUAGAACUUUCCUGAUGUCUUGUGUUUGUUUUAUGAUUUUUGUCUUAAUGGCUUGCCUCGCCUUUGAAACACUACAGCGCAAAACCAAAUAAGGCCUUUUUGCAAGUUAUUUUAGCGAACCUGUACACACCGCUUUAUUCAUAAUUCACUACCACAGAGUUGUGGUAGUCUGCCUGCCAAUUAGCACAUUUACAAGGCUCUUACGGGGCUCAGAUAUAUGCAGACUAUUGCAGCUCUGCUGCUGUGAAAUAUAAAAUAAACUUCAGAAUUGGAAGUGUCUCAAGUCAGUUGAAUUCCAAGAUGAAUGAUGGUAAUUUCACAUUUACACGUGCUCGUAAAACAAGAGCGAAUACUUUCAUGUCUGCUACUCGGGUUAGUGUUUUCAAAGGCCUCACAAGAGGGGUUAGUAGCCAUAUGUUAUAGGGCUGUGACUUUUACUUAAUGCAGUCAUUGCUAAUGGCAAUACGGCACCCUCUGUCAUGGUAGUCUAUGGACUGGACUUGUGGCCUGGACAACGUUCAGCUUAAAUUGAGAUCCAUUUAGCUAUUUUGGAGAAGUGCCUUUCAAACAAAGCCUUUUUUUGGUCUGUUUAGGAAAUGCGCACAUCCGGAAUAAAUGUAAUCGUCUGCAGUGAUUCUAGGUGCUUGCUACAUUGAAGGUGGACACAUUGUUGUAGAUCACAUUUAAAAGAUCAUUAUCAACUAUCAGUCUUAAUACUUGGACAUUCCACGUGUGCAUCAUUUUCUGUUGGGGAAAUGUUUCUGUUAUUUUAGGUUUUCUUACUUCUAACAAUUAAUUGUGCAUCAAGUUCCUAUUAUUAAGUUGAACUGGUGCAAAGCAAUAAUAUAAUUUCAGGGUCAUGUGAGUAACCCCAGUGCUCAGACGCUACGUUCGAUCACUUAAGUGUUCUUGAACACAUCAGUUGAUUACAUGCUAACCUAUUCAUAAUUGGACUCCAGCAAUGCAGAAGAAUCCCAAUUUUGUUUGUAGAUUACUCAAGAAUACGUGACACUUGUCUCCAUAUCACUAUGUAGCAUGUGUUGAUAUUAAAGGUAUUUUACUUGCUUUGCAUACCCCAGGCCAUGGCAGGAGUGGAUUUCUCAAUUAUGCAAAAUUGCACAGCAUUUAAAA
Molecule: messenger RNA, 3930 nt
Organism: Coregonus clupeaformis (lake whitefish)
Lineage: Eukaryota; Metazoa; Chordata; Actinopteri; Salmoniformes; Salmonidae
Product: polypyrimidine tract-binding protein 1
Exons: 16
Coding region: 88-1857 (589 amino acids)
Biological process (GO): mRNA processing; regulation of RNA splicing; regulation of cell differentiation
Cellular component (GO): nucleus
Molecular function (GO): mRNA binding
Source: RefSeq, a predicted model, not a curated record